GCAGCAGCCUCGCCCGACCGCAACUACAAUCACACUCAGUUCGUGUUCACUCGAGGGUCGUGCUUGGAGACUUACGUGUUUUAUCCAGAUACACGCACGUUUCCUACCGCCAAUCGCCCAGUGACUCGCAAUCGCAGCGACGAUAUCGAAGUUCGACGAACCGGUGUGAUAAGAACAACGCGUUCGCGAUCGAAUCAAGUUUUUUGUCGAGUGAGUUUUUUGACUUUGUGCCCUCGCGACAAAUUUGCUCCGAAAAAAAAAAAAAAAAAAAGGAUUAAGCAUGCAGAUGCACGAGCAGCUCAUCAUGGUCGACGGACAAGAGCAGCCGAUCUCUAGAACGUAUCAGUACCGGAAGGUGAUGAAACCGAUGUUGGAGCGCAAACGUCGAGCGCGCAUCAAUCGUUGCCUGGACGAGCUCAAGGAUCUGAUGGUGACCGCAUUGGCCGGCGACGGCGAGAACGUGGCAAAACUGGAGAAGGCGGACAUUCUGGAGCUGACGGUGCGUCACUUGCACAAGCUUCAGCGUCAGCAACGUCUGUCAGCGAAUCCGGUAAUCGAUGCUGAUCGCUUCCGCGCCGGUUACACGCACUGCGCGAACGAGGUGAGCCGCUGUCUCGCCGCGACCCCCGGAGUCGAUGUCGCCCUGGGUACUAAAUUGAUGACACAUCUCGGCCACAAACUCAAUUCCAUGGACAAGACCGGACCGCUGACCAUUCACGUAACCGCGCCGCAAUCCUCGCCGUCGUCUUCCAGCGAGCUCAGUUCCGACGAUUACUCGAUGCCUUUGACACCAGCGUCCAGCCAACCAUCCCCGGUGCGAACCGACAUCGAAGCCGUCUCCCAGAGCCACCAGGGUCUUCUGCAAGUGGCUAAACCCAACGAGCCCAUUUGGCGACCCUGGUAAAAACGGACGAAAGCCCGGCGGAAUUAUUCGGGAACCGGCGAAACGAAGAUUCUUCGAAAAAGUUAUUCGAAGGAUCCGGCAGCCGGUGUUGCAAUCUCGUCUGUGAUCCGUCACGUGACCGGAACGAAAAUGCCGCGAUUGGGAAAGCAAGGAUGUGGACGAGAACGAGAGGUUCUACCUGCGCGGCACCACGAAGAAGCAACCUUUCCUGGGUGUUUCAUUUGCUCAAGAACACACGAAUCGCCGACGCGCCGACGACGAACAUCACGUUCUGUCAACCUUCGGGCCGCCAUAUCCAGCGACGUUCCACGAUCGCGAGACACUGGGAUCUCGAUAUACGUAGUUUUUCGCGGCCGCGCGCACGGCUGAAGCUUUAAUUUACUUGAACAGAGUUAGAUGUUUUUCUAUUGUUUAUUUCAUACUUUUAUCGAUGAUGUUUUUUUUUAUUCGCCGAUAUAAUAACGUUGUUGUAUGAGUCUCUCCACCCCGGUCGGAAACACAAACACCGGACGACGACAAACAACAGCGGAUGAUCUCUCGAGGCGA
Pseudomyrmex gracilis is the source of this 1450-nucleotide messenger RNA. Its product is annotated as enhancer of split m7 protein-like. The record is from RefSeq and is a predicted model, not a curated record. Gene Ontology annotation, molecular function: protein dimerization activity; RNA polymerase II cis-regulatory region sequence-specific DNA binding; DNA-binding transcription factor activity, RNA polymerase II-specific. Gene Ontology annotation, biological process: regulation of neurogenesis; regulation of transcription by RNA polymerase II; anterior/posterior pattern specification. The coding region runs from base 281 to 904 and encodes 207 amino acids. The transcript has 2 exons. Gene Ontology annotation, cellular component: nucleus. Lineage: Eukaryota; Metazoa; Arthropoda; Insecta; Hymenoptera; Formicidae.